AUGAUAAGAGAAGAAACUGGUCACAAGCCCGAUUGGAAGUCCUAUGACUACGUUGUGGUUGGGGGAGGCACCGCGGGUUGUGUGGUUGCUUCCCGGCUCUCCGAAGACCCUUCAGUCACGGUACUGCUCGUUGAAGCUGGCAAUAGUCAUGAGAAUGUUUUCUUGAGCAAACUUCCGCUUGGAUUCGCACAGCUGUUCAAAGGAUCAUACGACUGGCAAUAUGAGACGACGUACGAUUAUCUUCUGAGCCAGCAAGCCCAUUUUUUUAUUUACUGGCCGCGAGGUAAAAUCUUAGGCGGUACGAGUGCUACUAAUGCUCUCAUAUAUCACGAAUGUGCUCCGCAAGACUUUGAUGCGUGGGUCAAGCAAGGGGCAGUUGGGUGGAGUUAUGAAGUAAUGAAGAGGUGCUUCCAAAAGGCUGAGACGUACAUCUUUGACCAGCAGUCUCCGAUUGGACCAUCUGAUCAUGGUCUAUCGGGCCCGUGGAAGCAUAGAGGUGUUCCCGCGGCUCCCAUUUGCUGGAAGGUCAUUGCAGCAUGCGAGAACAUGGGGAUCCGCCGUUUGACAGACAUGAAUACUGCUGAGGGCACAUUGGGUGCGGGACCAUUCACUGCUUGCAUGGACGAGAAACAUCGCAGAAGUUCGACUGCAACAGCAUAUCUCACUGCACACGUUCUUGAUCGGCCCAAUCUCACGGUCGCAGUGGGCAUUACUACAGAAAAAAUCCACUUCACUACAACGUCGGAUGGCGGUCAUAAGGCAUCGGGCAUACAGAUUGCUUCUCAAAGAGGAGCUACGCAGUACAGAGUAGGCGCCAGAAAAGAAGUCAUUUUAUGUGCAGGCGCAAUCGGCUCUCCUCAGCUUCUCAUGGUAUCGGGAAUAGGUUCUGCGGCUCAUUUGCGGGACAUGGGUAUACCUUUAGUCCGUGAUCUCCCUGCUGUGGGACAGAAUUUAUUAGAUCACUUCUCUGCGGGUGCGAUGGUUUUCAAAGCAAAACCGGGGACCACGUCCGACUUCCUAUUGAAACCAUUCUACGGUCUCAUAGCGCUGUUGCAAUGGCUGAUUUACGGUACUGGGGGUAUGGCGGCUCUCGCGAAUCAAGUCGGAGUCUUCAUCCGUGCCGAUGAUGAAAGGUUGCCAUUCGACGCAGCUGGACAGCAAGCACCUCCGACAUCUGAUCUUAGCUCUGAGCCUGAUGCUCCAGAUAUUGAGUUUGUCGUGGCUCCCUUCGCGGUCCUUGAGAAUGGCUUCAAGAAACCGCCUUUCGGAACAUACGGUAUCACAGUGGGUGCUGUUUUGCUCAAACCUCAGAGCUCUGGAACAGUCAUUCUGCGAUCGGAUAGUAUCUGGGACUACCCGUCUAUAAAUGCGAACUAUCUCUCCGCGGAGACGGAUAUGAAUAUCAUGCUCAAGGCCGUUCGUUUCUUCAUGCGUCUAGCACGCACUGAGCCAUUGGCUUCUGAUCUUAACCUUGGACGACCCGCGGAGAUGAUACCAUUUGAUGAGUUCUGGGUUAGCAAUGCUGAUACUGAUACGGUAUCGGACGAUGACUUGAAAGCUUGGAUUAGGAAGUAUGGGCAGUCCGCCUGGCAUCCGGUAUGCCGUAAUGACACAUCAUCGGCAAAGAUGGGAUCAUCUCCUGUCGACAGUGUCGUCGAUUCGCGAUUGCGGGUGCAUGGCAUCAAUGGCUUACGAGUCGUGGACACCUCUGUAUUUCUGGAUCAAGUCUCUGGACACCCAUGCGCAGUUGUCGUGGCGGUUGCCGAACGAGCUGCAGAGUUGAUUGCAGGAAAUGAUUAG
Messenger RNA from Laetiporus sulphureus 93-53, 1800 nucleotides. RefSeq names its product GMC oxidoreductase. NCBI's taxonomy places the organism in Eukaryota, Fungi, Basidiomycota, Agaricomycetes, Polyporales, Laetiporaceae. Gene Ontology annotation, molecular function: flavin adenine dinucleotide binding; oxidoreductase activity, acting on CH-OH group of donors. The record is from RefSeq and is a predicted model, not a curated record. Bases 1 to 1800 code for a protein of 599 amino acids. The transcript is spliced from 16 exons.